AUGAGCUACGUGACGCCGAAGAAGGAGACGCGCGGGGGCGCCAAGGACAAGCGCAAGCACAAGCCGUCGGGCGCGACGCCAGUGCCCGAGAAGAAGAAGCCCGGCUCGCGCACGGUCAACAUCUCGGACACGCUCACGAUCGAGUUCACGGACCCCGACGACGACGACGACGAGUCGCCGAUUGUCAAGCCGGCAAAGACGUUAGCCUCACCAGCAUCCACAGCUGCCGCCAUUGUCGAUACGCCGCUGCCGCGCAGCAACCGCAAGACCCGGCGCGACAUGCGGCGCUUGAGCGACAAGAUGGAAACGGUCAAGCCGAUCGUGCUCGAGGCCAAGCCAGACGCUCCAUCAUCGAAAGCGUCGGCGCUGCCACCGACGCAAGUGCUCAAGAUAUUGACCGAGGUGUUUGCCGAGGUCGAGCGCGACGACCGCGCCAUGUACAAGGUCAACCCGGACGUCAUUCGCGAAGAGACGUCGCAGUGCGCCAAGUCGAGCCUCGUCGAGAAGACGAGCGCCGCCGACCUCAAGCGCCUCCUCACGUACGGCGAGGUGCUCCCGGAUGCAUUCACGGACACGAUCAUGCCCUUCUUGGCGCUCGAACCGUCGGAUGUCUUCUACGACUUGGGCUGCGGCACGGGCAAGAUCAUCGUCCAGGUCGCGCUCGAGACGGGGCUCCGCGACGCGCGGGGCAUCGAGCUCAUGCUCAACCGCGUCGUCGAGGGCCAGCGCGCGCUGGACCGGCUCCGCGCCACGUAUCCCGAGCAC
Molecule: messenger RNA, 765 nt
Organism: Saprolegnia parasitica CBS 223.65
Lineage: Eukaryota; Oomycota; Saprolegniomycetes; Saprolegniales; Saprolegniaceae
Exons: 3
Biological process (GO): DNA damage checkpoint signaling; regulation of transcription regulatory region DNA binding; DNA repair
Cellular component (GO): nucleus
Molecular function (GO): histone H3K79 methyltransferase activity
Source: RefSeq, a predicted model, not a curated record